GUCUUUGUGUGUUCAGUGUUUAGUUCAUUUGCCUUUGUGUGGGUGUUACGAAUUUGGAUUAGCGGUGUGUUCGCCUGAUUAAAACGGUAUGUUGAAGAUAAUGACAAUAUAUACGACUGGUUGAAGUGGCAGAAGUUUAACCUGAAGAAGUGAGUUGAAACACGCAUAUGGAAAUUUUACCUUUAACUUGAGUUGUAGAUAAAGGCGUACGUUUUUAAGGUGGCCACUUAUGACCCAGUUUGUUAGAAAAGUCAACCUUUUUAAGACCUUUGAUGGAUUGCUUGGUAAUUGUAUUGAAAAUUAAUUUUUUUCAUAUCAAAAACGUACCUUUUUUAGUAGCGCUUACUUUUAAGAUUGAAUUCUUUUGUUACAAAUUUUAAUGGUUAAAUAUUUGCGCUGAGAAAUGAAAUAUUUCAGAUGAGUUCUGGCUGCGUUCCCUACUCUGCUACUAUUGAAGUUCCUCACUCUUCACCCCAUUUAACUUUUCCAAGAGUACUGCACUUAUGCCAGACAUUUUUCCUGGGAAUCUUUCUCUUUGCCUCGAUAAAUGACUUUGUCCGGUAAUUUGCCUUUAUGUUGAGCAACUCCCCGUCACUUUUUUAGGGGAUUCCCACACCCUCUUCCCGUGUAGCGGAUAAUUAUGUCAUGCUAAACAUUGUCUCACACUCGACGGUCUUCCUCCUUCGCCCACACUGACUGGGUUUAUGGAAUACUUAGCGAACAAAGUUGUGAAGACAACAACGUUCCCCCUUUCCAGCAAUUAGACGCCAUUUCCAUUAGCGUUUAACCAUUUAACAUUUUUCUACUACAUCGUUUAUUUUUUUAGUUGGUUUGUUCAACAAGUCUUCACACCUGCCCACAUUUUGAGCAAAUAUAUUUGAGCAGGGGAGCGGGAAAAUAAAACGAAAAAAGAAGUUGUACGGGAAAAAAUCUUGUCACUUGUUGCCAAUUAAGAGGAAAAACAACGAACACAGCCUGAGGACCCUGAUGAUCGUACAUCAAGUGGGGUCGGCAUGUACAGUAUGCCUGCCUGUCUGUCUGUUUGUAUACUCGAAUAUGUUGCUAUAUAUGCCUGAUUCUCCAGAGGACCCAAAGCGGUCAACGUCUGACGCUGACGCCGCAGCUGCUUCAAUUAGCUCAGUCUGUUUAUUUGCAGAUUUCUUUUGCAGCUUUUGUUUUGAUUUUCCUUUGGCUUUUUUUUUCUUGUUGUGCUCAAAUGUGCAGAUUUUUUGCUUGGUUUGGCACAUGUGAAAAAAGGCAGGCGAGGCGAUCCAAAAGGAAUCAUUUUCUUCAACUGUUUAAUUGCAGUUGCCUUUAGUGCGUUGCUGCCGAUGUUGUUGUUGUUGUCUGGCUGCCUGGCUUUUGCAUUUAAUUACUUUGUUUAUGGCCCCGGCAGCAACAAUAAAACUUCAAUUUAUGUGUGUUCUUUUUGGCACCCCGCCCCUCUUUUACCACCCUUCCCCUUGUGGAAGUCGAAUUCCAAUGCACAAAUUGACAGGCAUGCCCACAUUCACCAUAUAGCCACCCCCAAUAACCCCAACCCCUUCCCCUUUUUGCUGGCCUUUGUUAUGUAAACAACGCGAACUUUAUAUUUUUUGUGUCGACGCUGCAAUACUAAAACCAACUUAACUCAACUCGCCGCCCUGCCACCCAAAAAAUACAACAAAUACAAAAAAAAGAUGGAGGAAAAGAAAGGGAAAACCACCCACAAUUCGCAUUCUAACUGAAGGCAAAAGUUUUUCCUUGCACAAAUAACUCGACUUCUGCGACUCAACUCGCUUUGAAUGCUUUGCAAUUUCCGCUCUUCUAAAUUUGUUGAAAAUAUUUUCGCCUCCCGGAACCCCCGGAAAAGCGAGAAAAACUUUUCUGCUGUGCGGGCGAGCAGCGGCAGCAACAACAACAACGGGACAGCAACCCAUGACUGACUGCCCAACCUUGCGUAAUAUUUUAAUAAAUUUUGUCGCCAGGCUCUGGGGGCUCCCACGCACUGGAGCGAGCGAGACAGACACGGAGCGUGCGAGCGAGAAGGCAGCGCACAAUACAAACUCUGAUUGCUGCCACUAACCUUUGUCCGAUUUCCGUUCGCCGUUCCUGUUGUUCGGCGCCUGCGUCCUAAUUAAAAACGCAGGCAAAAAGUAGGAUAAAACCAACAAAAGUGCGUCGAACCUGUCAAGCAAAAAAAAGGAAAGCACAGGAAGAAAACGAUUGUAGUGAAUCAGAAGUUUCGAAUUUAGUUUAUCAAUUCGAUCUAUAAAAAAAAUCGGAAAAACACAAACUGUUAUUUAAAAUGUUUUUUUCUAAGAAAAUAUAAGUAAAAUAAUAGUUAAAAAAGCAUUUGUAUUCUGUAUAGAAACAAACAUUAUUUAAUGAUUUAUUCAUAAAAUUUUGAUAAAUCUGAACAUUUAUUUUGUGAACAUAAGAAACUUAUCACAUAGAAAAGAAGGACGUUAGUUACGAUAUAUGUAUAUAAACAAAUAAAACCACUCUGUCCCAUGUUUAUUUUAUUUUUCCGUGUGCGAGGAUCAACUAAGCAGCAGGACAUGGGCUGUCAGUUGAUUCCUGCGACGGAGUGGAGUGCGCUCCGUUGGAAUUUCCAUGUCAAAGCAGAUUUUCUAACUGAUUUCAUGUCCAGCGAUUUGAAGCGCUCAACAAUUUCCAGUUUGCCAGGCAAGUGGCCGCGUCCCGCUCGCUCCGAUGUCCUGUUCCUGUUUCUAAGCCCGCUCCUGCUCCUGCUCGUGCUCCUGCUCCUGGCUGUAUGAUGGCUGAUGGCGUUGGCGGCGGCGCCCACUGAUGUGGUAAUAAACACCCCUUGUGCAGUCUAAUGGACCGUAAUUAACUCGUGCGCCGACUGCGACUGCUACGUCGACUGAGGCAGCGACAGAGACGUCGUCGUCGUACAAGCGAUGAAUAAUAAUUUUUUGCCAAAGCCACAGAGCCGUAUAGUCGUCCAAUCCGUGGACAACACAACAGGACCCAUAGAAAAAACCCCCCACUCCCCUUGUUCCACAAGGCCCAAGGCACAGUGGUAACGAUUGCCGAUUUAAUGGCCAAUAAUUUUCGGGGCCUGAUCGCCGGCCAUUCGCAUCGCAUUUACAUAUGUAACUGGCCAACAGGCAAACACCGUCCAGAUGGUGGAAAUUACUUAUCGCUUGUCAUUUCGGGUAAUCACUGUUCCACAUAUUAUGUUCGAUUAUGAGGCAAUCUUUAUGUCCACAGCAAGUUGUUGAUUAUGUGCUGCGUUGAUAUACAUAUUUGCUUUCGACUACUUUUAUGAGAUAUGGGAUAUGGAACACUUUAUAUUAGGCGAGAACAGAUGUCAACAAAACAGAGAUGGUAAUUUGACCAAGGAGAGAAUUAUUACCAGAUUAAUGUGCAUGGUUUUAUGGUUGACAUAUAGAAGACUUAAUUUGAUGUCAUUAGCUAUGAUAUGUAUUCUAAGACUAGUGUCGAAAGUGUAAUAUAUGUAUAUCCUAAUGAAAUAUUGAUAUAUAAUUUAAACGAUAUUAAGAUACCAUUACCCGAUUAGCGUAUUUAUUAUCCGCAAUCUGGUAAUAUAACUCUUCAUUUAGUGUUGCGAUUAGAGACAAAAAUAAACUCUAAAUUAUAAAGAUGUUAAUUUUGGUUCAAUAUUCUUCUUGGAUCCAGCUUAACAAUAUAUAAUACUGAACAACAAACGAUUAUACAUGCCACUUGAGGUUGUUUUCCGCUCCUUAAAAGGGCUUUGAAAAAAACUCCUAUUCAUUGAGUUUAUGAAAUCAGCUUGUCAUAACCCUUUUCGGAGACAAUUACCUCUUCUGGUGGAACCGAUUCUGGCCAUUGUACUCUCUGCGGCUCCAGAUUACCAUUGUUGUUGCUGCUGGUCAGGGUGUUGCUGCUGCUGAUGUUGCUGUUGCUGCUGUUGCUGUUGCUGCUGCCGUUGCUGCUGCUGUUGUUUGCGUGACGGAUAUUGCCUUGUCACUUGCAUGUACGAGAAAUGUUAAAACGUGGAGCCGCUUGGCUUGGGUUUCAUCGGCUUUUCCUUUUUUUCCUCCUGGCUCGCUUCCCCACAUCAGUCCACUCAGGACUGAAUCUCCACUUCGCCCGCUCCUCGGUUGUUACCCCUUUUUCGACCAGCGACCGCAGCAACCGCAGAGCGGCAAUCAACGCACAGCAGCAACAACAACAACAACAACGACAACAGCAACAACAACAACAGGCAAACGGGCAACAACAUUUAACCAGUCACUGAGUUUUUGUACCGUUCGAAAGUUGUGCUAAAAUUUAAUUAAUUUCGCAAUUUGCCUAGACGCUGUCGAUUGUAGAUUGUCAAUUGCAGGCUCGUCGACCAAUUUCUAUCUUUCGAAAGGCAACCCCCCCUCGAUUUGCGCUUUUUGUGCUUCUCCGCUGCGGCUGCCGAAAAAUUAUGAUGAUUGCCAUCAUCAUCAUCAUCAUCGUCGUCCUCGUCGUCAUCAACAUACCGCUGGCUGCACUCCUUGCACGUAAUACCCAUAGACGUACUCGUAAUACCCCACACUAAGCGCGGGGCGUGGCAAAUGGGCGGCGAUUUAGCCAUGGCCAUUAUAAAUACCAAUUUAAUGAGCGCAACAUAUGCAACGGGCACAAUCCAGGGGCGCAGGGCAACUCGCGGAGGAGGGGGAAGUUGCAGCGGCGAACGUUUAAUGCGAUUACAUGGCAGCGGCACAUUUGUCAUCGGGGUAGAGUCGCCCAGUAACGGGCGUACACUGAGCCGAAUUCGGAAUGGACAGGGACUAAUCACUUCGAUAAUUAAAUAAUAAAUUACUAAUGGGCUUAACGUUAAAAAGCUGCGGUUAAAAUGCAUUUUGGUAUGGAGUAGUCACUAAAGAUAAUUUUUAAUUCAUUAAGGGGUUGUGUUUCGCCAGUAAAUCAAUACUGAAGUGUAGAAACAAGUUAUAUUAAAAAAGCAAAUUUCGUAUGACGUGAGAUAUCUUUAUUUAAAGGUAGUUUUAAAUUCGAUUAUUUUCUGCAAGUGUCUUGGGUUCUAGUGCGAAUUUUAAGUGUUGCACUGUAUGCUACUUUAUAGUUUAUGUAAGUUUUUCGCAUUUAUGAUGUUAUAUUUCAUGCACUUUUUUAUGAGCAGAUUUUAAAGCAGAUUAAAGCCGAGUUAUGUGUUCUUUUGAUGGAAUUAAUAGGCUGUUUACGCAAGCUGUAACGAUUAGAAGUGAUAUCUAAGUGUUUCAAGUGGCGCCCGAUGGGAACUGCAGUAAGUCUUAAUCCGCAUAAUUGCGGCAAGUGCAGUCAGUGGCCCCCUGUGAACUUCGGCUGCAACUUUCAACUUGCAACUCGCAGCUUGCAACAUGCAUCUGCGCCUGUGUUUCCAUGUGUGUGUGUCAGCUUAAACAAAUCAAGUCAAAUUACUGCAAUGCUAAACAAGCGAGCAGAGGAAGCAGGAGAAGAAUCUGUGGCAAAACAGCAAACGAAACGAAAUGUAACGAAGCAAAACAAAAUGAAACUGGCGUACCAGCCGCAAGGUUUCGCAUCCGUAAGAUAGAUUUUGCUGCUGCAGAUGCUACUGGUGCUACUGCCGCUGCCACGCCAAUUGCAUGGCCAUCGUGCAUAACUCCGGCUGGAUUGUCUGGGGCUUUUGGGGUCUAUGGUCGGUCCUGUUCUCUGGUUUUAGUCCGACAUGCGGGCCACUGCAGUAGCAUCGGCAGUAGCAGUGGCAGUGGCAGUGGCAGCGGCAGUGGCAGUGGCAAACGCGGUCGAAAUGUGGAAGUAAGAGGGGCUCCAGUCGCCGCUCAUUAAGUGCCACUCUACGACAGUUGUCGCUAAUGCCGCCGCAUCGUCCCGAUUCCCCCUCCUCUUUCCCCUUUCCCCCAUCGAGUCAACGUAAAUUUGCAAAUAUUUGCUCGAAUCGGACGAGAGCAAGUGCCACCAUGUGAAGCAGUUGAUGCUGCUGCAGCAGGGCACAAAAAUUCCUGGAAUUGCUGCCCCGGCGCGGGCUUAAAUGAGUGUUAGGCGCAAGAGUUGCAAAUGCGCCGGGGCUCUGCUCUGCAAAUACGUCUGCUCUCCAACUUCAUCUCCUUGAAAGCGGCAUGCCCUUCCGCUCGAGGGCCUAAAGAAGUUUGGCACUUUAAAUGCCAAAUGCCAGCCGGGAAACCAAUCUCCACUAAUCCCGUCCCCGGGUCCUUCCAUCACUCUCCCCAAAGCAGUCUGUUGCAAUUAUUCCCGCCUGGCAAGACCCACCUGAGGCCAUCGUCGAAUCUCUUUUUCAUUUCCUUUAUGGCCAACCGCAUAUGGCGGGCAUGGCUAUAGCGUAUAGUUAAGUUAGUGCCACUCCCCGCCCUCUUUGAAAAAUUUCCAACAAUUGUCAUAUUAUACUUUUAGGUUGUUCUAUUCACUUGGUUCACUCCAUUGUCCUCCUGCGUUCACGUGGCCACUCCCUGGUUUCCCUUUUGAUAACCAUGUCGGCGAAGGGCGCCACUUGCACCCUGUGUACCUGCAGCUGCAACCUGGAUGGUUCGACAGCGAGGAGUGCUCGAAACAUAUACGAAAUCUGUGGCAUUGUGCUCAAGGCACAGUUUAUAAUCCAGUUAAAGUGAACCAUUAAACUAGAAAACUUCAUAAGUCGCUGCGCAUAUUAAGUUUCAUUAUCUGACGCUUAGGAUAUGAAAUUAUCCAACUGGAACACUUUUUUCUAAGAUGUUCAGAAAUUCGAUCUUUCUAAAUUAGGAUGGCCAACGUUUUGGGUUUACCUUUUAGGGGUGUUAGAUAUUUGCUUUCGAGGUCACCCUUUAUUAAAGUUUUUCUUUUCCCUAAACCAAAUUUAUAAGCAGCUAAUUAGGUAUUUUAUUUCGCUUUGGAGGUCAGGUGGGAUCACAUUUUAAAUGGGCUCUCCUUGUUCUAUUUCUUCCCGCAUAUCUGAAAAUUUAAGAAGUUGACAGCCAAGUGUGAGAACUUUUAUGGCCACUACGGGGGUCACCACAAAGAAUAGAUUUAAUUUCGAACUUGGGGUCAUCUUGGGGAGAGAAAGUUGAGCCAUUUGGCUAACAGUUUGGAAUGGUCUCCGGCAGAAGAGGUGUCACCACUUGACGGGGUCACCCCUCAAAUGGGGUCACCCAACAGGCGUUUUUCAGACAUUUAAAGCCACUUGCAAGAUGUCAACUCAACUUGACUUGCCCCAAAAAAAAAAAAAAACGAGAAGAGAAAGAGCAUUCCAAUCCAUAUCCAAGUAAGAAAUCAUCCCUGGCUUCUCGAGCAACCCUCGUGAGGACUAGGAUCAAAACUGCCGGAGUUUUGCCUUCGAAGCGGGGCGGUUAAUGACCAUUCAUUGUCUUACCUGACCCACUUGUUCCACUGCCUCCCGAGUGGCCCGAGUUCGGUGAGUCAGCCGAGCAGAGCCUCGAUGUGUAAUUUGUAUUUAAAAUGCAACAAACCAUAAUUUUAAAGUCGCCGCUGUGCGUGCAGUUUGUCAAAAAAAGGCGGUGGGCAGGAUGAUGGAGAGCAGGCAACCUACGGUGCGACCGAGGAAAAACGGAAUGAAAUUAUUAAGUAUUUGCCUGGGCCGCGGCAGUUGGAGGAACAAAGGCCAAAGCUUUUAAAUAUUUAAUAAGUAUACAAAAAUGGAGGAGUCGGCGGGAGCAGAGCGAAGGGACAUUCGCCUGUUGUUGAGUCAUGUCAAUUGACUGACUGAGUGCCCCGCUGUGGCGAGGGAAAUGGAAGUGGAUGCGAGAACGGGAGUGGGAGUGGGAAUGGCAGCGAGUGGGGAACGGGAAUGGAAGUGGAAUCAAUACCAUGGAUGGCCGCCUGCAGGGUUCCCGAGUACUUGUAAGGAUAUACACACACAUACACACACACACUCUCUGACGCACUAACGGUGACAAUAAAUGAGUAAAAAUGACUUCAACGAAACGAAAAUGAAACGACAAACCAAACGACCGACCGUCCGACGGGCAGACGGACGAAAUCUGUCAUCAACACGCCGCCAGUGAAGAGCAAAAGAUACGAAGUGAACCUGGCUGGAUACGACGCACUCACAGAUACCCACGCACACCCAUGAAAUUUGAUACGAUGCGUGUGCGUCAGUUGGAGUGAAAUGGGAAGGGGACACAGGACACAGGACAGUCCAAAGAAAUUUCCAUUUAAUAAUUUCAGUCGUCUGUUCUUGGGUAUUUUCCAGCAAUCUUCCAUUAAAUUUAAUAUAAAGUUAAAAUUAAUUCAUGCAUGAUUAACGCGGAAAUAAUGGGGGCCUUUUAUGUCAAUUUAGUUUUUGAUAUCCAGAUCAUAAACGCAAAAGUGGUCAAGAUUGGGUAAAACUACCAUUUCCCGAAUCAUUAAAAAGUUAUAAUCUUAAAUUUUAAUAAUACCAAAACUUAGGCUACAUUUAGCCCUUUUCGUAUUUGUAAAUUAGAAAAGCAGUGGUCAUCGAUACUUCAUUAUGUGCACAAGGUUUAUUCUCUUGCUUCAUUUUUUGAUAGCCAUGUACUUGGCUAAAGAAGCAGUAUCUUUAUUGGUCUUGAGGAAUAUCAAGUGUCAGACUUUGGAUGAAGAGUUUUCUAAUUUCGAAUAUUGUAUUUUGAAAUCUGUAAACAGGACGUACAAGUACAUUUCCCUAAAAGUGAAUCUUUUAAAAGUUCCAAUUUCUAGUGUUCAGGUCAACGUGGAACUAUUUCAAAGACUUAAUGGAUAUAAACCCUUUUUGUACAAUAUAACAAUAGAUGCUUGCAAGUUCUUUAAGAACCAAAAAUCCAACCCCGUCGCCAGUUACUUCUACGAUUCUUUCAAAAAAUUUUCCAACAUUAAUCAUUCCUGUCCCUACAACCAUGACCUUGUGCUGGAAAAGCUCUCUGCCGAUUUUUUAAAUCAUCGCUUCACUAAAAUUCUACCUUUUCCAAAGGGAGAGUAUAUGAUCCAAAUGAAUUGGUUUGCCUACCACAUCAACCGAGCUCAAUUUCAAUUGCACUUUGUCCUGUCUUGAUAACAAUAAAUAUACAUACCAUAUAUACACCAUUCUGACUUAAUAAAUUAAAGAACGUUUAAUGAAACCAUAUAAA
Molecule: messenger RNA, 9011 nt
Organism: Drosophila ficusphila
Lineage: Eukaryota; Metazoa; Arthropoda; Insecta; Diptera; Drosophilidae
Exons: 5
Coding region: 8396-8935 (179 amino acids)
Source: RefSeq, a predicted model, not a curated record